This is a messenger RNA of Fomitopsis serialis, 637 nucleotides long. RefSeq lists its product as uncharacterized. The record is from RefSeq and is a predicted model, not a curated record. NCBI's taxonomy places the organism in Eukaryota, Fungi, Basidiomycota, Agaricomycetes, Polyporales, Fomitopsidaceae. The transcript has 6 exons. Bases 160 to 489 code for a protein of 109 amino acids.
UCAAGCUUCAAACCUUGCGAGACGGUGACCUCCGCCCAUCUAUCCGCAUUCGAUAGCCACUGUCUCCAUCUAGACGAACAACGCAGAAUGGCGCUGGAUGGAGGGCUAUAUAAUAGUAGCACCCAGGGCUGCUGACCCCAUUCACCUCUGCUCACCGAGAUGAAGUUCACGUCUGCUAUCUUCUUCAGUGCUGUUGCUCUGUUCCACGCCGCUUGCGCGGCCCCAGCUAUUGAGACCGACGCUCUGCUCUCUCGACGCGUACGCCCCGGUGGCGUGUACAUCUCGUCGGGUGACGUUGUUAAACGCACCGAUGGUAUAUACCUUUUGUCAGACGACGUUGUUAAACGCACCGACGGUAUAUACCUUUUGUCGGACGACGUCGUGAAACGUACCGGCGGUGACGUGGAUGCCCUCGAUAAGCGCGCCGGCGGCGAGCUCUACAUCAUCACCGAUGAUGUAAUGAAGCGCGAUGGCGGCGCCGUGGCCUAAGCUUAUAACGGUGUGUAUCCGCUUGGAUGUCCAGUUUUUUACACUGAUAAUAUACCUCAGAGCUCGAUGAAAGCCUUUAGACGAAGACGAAUAGCCACAGUGAAUUCAAGCUAUAUCGGUGGACGCAUGGUCUGGUGAUGGGCGGCCG